Molecule: messenger RNA, 2273 nt
Organism: Cuscuta campestris
Lineage: Eukaryota; Viridiplantae; Streptophyta; Magnoliopsida; Solanales; Convolvulaceae
Source: the annotation of a GenBank genome assembly
AGCUAAAUACCGUACCAUAUGGUACCAAACUCGUAGACAAUAGGAGGGAGCAAGAAAGGACCCAUUGUGAAAGUAGGGAGUAAUAAAAAAUGAAUAAACAAAUGACGCCGACGGCCAACCGAAAUGAACUCAUUGUUUGGGACUUUUCUUCUGUAUACAGACCACCAGAAACGAAUCCUUUGUUCCCACCCUCUUUCUCCGCUCAUCUCCUCCCCUCCUUAAACAUCCCUUUUCUGUUCUCCCUCGCUCGUCUUUCAAUUCUUUCUUUUGAGAAAUAAGCUUCAGUUUCCGGUCAGACUAGAUAGCUGCUGCCGAUUAUAAUUUGAAGAGAGAAUGUCAGGAGGUACACAGAACAGCUUGAGAAAAACCCUCGGAGCACUUAAGGAUACCACCACUGUUAGUUUAGCUAAAAUUAACAGCGAUUACAAGGAGUUGGACAUUGCUAUUGUUAGGGCAACGAAUCAUGUUGAGCGGCCAGCGAAAGAGAAACACAUAAGAGCGAUCUUUGCUGCUAUUUCUGCCUCGCGGCCUCGAGCUGAUGUUGCAUACUGCAUACAUGCUCUUGCAAGACGGCUUUCCAAGACACAUAAUUGGGCGGUGGCACUGAAAACAUUGAUUGUUAUCCAUCGUGCAUUGCGGGAGGUGGACCCUACAUUCCAUGAGGAACUUAUUAACUAUGGACGGAGCCGGAACCGCAUGCUUAACAUGUCUCAUUUCAAGGAUGACUCGAGUCCAAAUGCAUGGGAUUACUCUGCGUGGGUGCGUUCCUAUGCAUUAUAUUUGGAGGAGAGGCUGGAGUGCUUUCGGGUGCUGAAAUAUGAUGUGGAAUCUGAUCGUACGAAAACCAAAGAUUUGGACACUCCGGACUUGCUUGAGCAGUUACCAUCCCUACAGCAACUUCUAUAUCGUGUUAUUGGUUGUCAGCCACAAGGGGCAGCUAUUCAUAAUUUUGUGAUUCAGUUUGCACUUUCCAUGGUUGCUUCUGAAAGUAUUAAAGUUUACAAUUCUAUAAGUGACGGCACUGUCAAUUUGGUUGACAAGUUUUUUGAGAUGCAACGCAAUGAUGCUCUUAGGGCUUUGGAUAUAUACCGCAGGGCUGGUCAGCAGGCUGAGAGACUCUCUGAGUUUUAUGAGAUAUGUAAAAAUCUUGACGCUGGCCGGGGAGAGAGAUUUAUCAAGAUUGAGCAGCCCCCUGGAUCUUUUCUACUAACCAUGGAGGACUAUGUGAGAGAAGCACCUCGGUAUUCUACAGCUCGCAAGGAUUCUGCGAUUGAAGAUAAAAAAGUGGUCUUGCCUAUAGAGUACAAGAAAGAUUCGGAGGUGAAAGAGGUGGACCCACCUUCACAUGAACCAAUACCAGAACCUGUUAAGGUGGAAACUCCUGUGGCUGAACCACCGGAUUUGUUGUCUCUGGAUGAUCCGGCUCCAGCUCUUGCCGAAUUAGAUGAGAAAAAUGCCAAUGCUUUAGCUUUGGUUCCAGUUGGUUCUAUGAACCAACCUGACUCUACUGGCGGUCCAAAUCUGGCAAACGGAGUUACAGGCUGGGAAUUAGCAUUCGUAGAAGCCCCCACCUCCAAUGAGACUUCCACAACCGCUAGCAAACUGGCGGGAGGGCUAGACAAACUUACACUGGACAGUCUGUAUGAUGAUGCAAUCAGACGGAGCAACCAAAAUGUGAGCUAUAAUAAUAGCAACCCAUGGGAACAACCGGCAAUGCCAGUGGGCCCACAAACAGUGCACAACUCGUUCUACGCCCCAAGCAUGGUGGUGGGCCCACAGCCUUUCAUGUUCCAGCAACAACCGCAGGUGGUGGUGGGCCCACAACCGCAACCGACCGUGAAUCCUUUCGGCAACCCAUUUGGGGCAAGUGCCAAUCCCUAUAGUCCUGCUGCGGUUCAGUCCUACAUCAAUCCUUACGCCGGCCUCAUUUGAUCAGUUUCCUGCCUCGAUCUUUUUUACUGGCCGACCGAUAAUGGAAGGAGGAGGAGCUUGGACAGUGAGUGUGCCAUUGCAGCAGGUAGGAUGAAAUUAUUUGUUCAAUAAUUCUUUUGUUACAGUGAGAUUCUUUACAUCAAUGGAAACACACAAUAAUGCUUUGUGAGACCUUUUUUUUUAUUCUCCUUUUUUUAAUACCCUGCUUUAGCUCAGGCGGGUUAUUUUUUGUCUAUGCCAAUUUAUUUAUUUAUUUUUCCCUAUAAAUAUUCCCAUGUUUCAUUUUUUGUAAAAUGAUUGUACUUUGUGCCUUGGUGUAUCAAUGAACAUGAUUUGUCUAU